Messenger RNA from Apiotrichum porosum, 1845 nucleotides. RefSeq lists its product as uncharacterized. Bases 1 to 1845 code for a protein of 614 amino acids. NCBI's taxonomy places the organism in Eukaryota, Fungi, Basidiomycota, Tremellomycetes, Trichosporonales, Trichosporonaceae. The record is from RefSeq and is a predicted model, not a curated record. The transcript has 5 exons.
AUGUCCCUCUUCUGGGCGGGCGACACGCAGUUAGAGGUCGGCACCGCGCUGGCGCGUGCAGACCUCAAUGACAGACAAAGUUUUGGCGAGGCCGUCGACAUCGUCAAGCGGUACUGCCUGGCGAAGAUGAAAAAGUCCAAGACGCAAGCCGUCGCACUUCCCGGUGGCAAACUUGAGGCCUUGGAGAAGAAGCUGCCACCGUCAACAGUCGCCCUCCCGCGUCCGACGAGCCCCGUGCGCCGCCGCCUGGUCAAGGCCGAGUUUCCCCUGCCAGCGUCAUACCAGAAUUCCUCGCGUGAGACGAGUCCUGAUGGUGCUGGUGACCCAAGGGCGUCGACCGAAGUGACCUCGACCACCGCGGCGCCACGGAACGACCAACCCUCGGACGCAUCCAUGUUGCCGGACCACGUCCUGGAAAAGGAACUGCUCAGGCGCGCUGGCAGCAGGGCAAGCAGCGCCAAUGCGUACCCGCAGUCCGUCAUCACGACCCGGUCAAAGAGGACUACCGGGACCGAUGCGAGCUCGGACCUCCUGCCAGACGACGAGGAGACUCCCGAGCUCCAUUACGACAACACUGCGUUCCUGCCCUCUCCAGCGAUGUCGGCCGUGACACCACGCACGCUCCCCAUUCCGGCGCCUGGCGGCAAGCAGCUGCAUGACCGCGACUUUUUCGACCUGGACGCCGCUACCGUUAUGGGGUCGCCACAAUGGGGCAAGGCGCGCAGCUCGCCACGCGUCAAUGCCACCAGCAGCAGUGGCGGCUACCCGCCUGUCCCACCACCCCCUGGCCGCCCGCCUUCAAUCCCCCGUUCGCCAUAUGUCUCCGCAUCGUCGACCGGUCCGGUCUCCCUCAGCCCGUUGGUCAGGCCGAGGGACUCACCCAUGCUGCAGACGACCGCUUUGAGUGGGCCGUCCAGCCCUGACAUGGCGACCAAGCGGACCGACAUGGACAUCCGUGCCCUGUUUGAGGCCCUCCCUGCGGAGGCGCAGGCAUUAGCGGUCAAGCGGCUGGCGGAGCAACAACUCGAGGCACAGCGCCGCGCCGAGGAGGCACUGGCCGCUAAGCGCGCUGCCGAGGCCGAGGCACUCCGUCUUCAGCGCCAGCAGGAGGCGGAAUCGAGGCGCGCCGCAUCACGGCUCCUCGCUGCUCAGACCCUUGGUGCCAGCCCGCCGACGACGGAUGUGCCCGGCGUGCUCGACGCGAUGCCUGGUCCCCCGACACGCCAACCCGUUGCACACGGCAAGGACGAGGACGUGCGCCGCAUGAUUGAGGCGCGUAUCGCCGCGCUUCAGACCGCGUUGGCCGGCAUCGGGCCCAACGGCGACCUCCCUGCCUCACCCACAAUGUCGGCGUCGUCGCCCAUCAUGACGCAGCGCUCUCCACCCGUGCUACCGACCUUGUCGCCGAUGCCACGCCUGGACGACGCCACAUCACCUACGCUCGGCAACACUCCGCUCCCAAUGUCACCCGAGUCGGCACGCGAGCGCGCUGCCCCGUCCCCGCCAAGCAGCUACCACACAAACUCGCCACACUCGUCGUACACGUCGACGUACACCCGCCCCGCCGCACAGCGUGUCUCGGCCAUCGCGUCGGUCCGGCCCCGUAUCCCACCCACGGUCCGCGCCCAGCCGGCGCUGUUUAUGGACCUCGACCACUCGGACCACGAGGCCUCCCCGUCGUCCGCCAGCCCCAUCACGCCUAGCCUUUCGGCGGGCGAGUCGCUCGCGCGCCACGGCAGCAGCGUGCGCAGGCUGAGACGUACCCCGCCCCCGCAGUAUACCGAUGUCCCGUCCCCCUCGACGGUGAAUAACCCCCGGCUGGCAAUCUACGGGAACAGGAUCUAG